Clonostachys rhizophaga is the source of this 696-nucleotide messenger RNA. NCBI's taxonomy places the organism in Eukaryota, Fungi, Ascomycota, Sordariomycetes, Hypocreales, Bionectriaceae. The record is from the annotation of a GenBank genome assembly.
AUGCUUUCAUUCGCUCCCACCCCUAUUCCCAGCGAACACUGGGGGCCAUAUCGGCCAGCCGUCUCAUCACCUCUCUCGUCGUCACCAAUUCGCGCGUCUUCCCCUCUAUCGCCGAUUGAGACCAAUUCUCUACCACAACGCCAGGUGCAAUCUUCUCCAAUCCAGCAGCCAAAGUUCAAAUACGCGUCGCGACCGGCCCGCCGAAACCCCGUGGUACGGCGCCGUGAAGAUGCACAGGAGAUGAGACGCAAGAACUUCCUACAGAGCGUACGCCAAAAGUCCGAGGACAAGGCAUGGCUGCGACGAGAUGUAGAAGGACAGUUAUUGAAAGCAAGCUUCCUCGCUCGACUGGAACUGUCAGCUGAAGGCGCCCCCGAGAUCUCGGAGGCAGACAUCGACGACGCAGUGGCCUUUCACCAACAGGCCGGCCCAUCAUACCAAAAAGAUGACAUGAUGGUUGAUUCUGCUGCUGAUGAGGAGGCUGAGCUGGAGGCUAUGGUGGCGUCCUACCAAGACGAACAAGCCGAGGCUGAGUGCGCUUCAUCAGAAAUGUCAGACGAGGAGUACGACCAACUAUUUGCAGAAUUUGUCGCACAUGAAGAACAAUUGCAGCAGCAACAACACGAGCAACAACAAUACAACCAAGUAAUAAACCACGGGGAUGCUAUGGAUGAAGAUGAUGAAAUGAUCUUCUGA